AUGUUUGUAAAUGGGACACGACCAGAGCACUUCACCCUCCUGGGUUUCCCCGGACUCCAUCCUCAGUAUUACAGCCCCGUGUCGGCUGUCAUGUUCCUCGUCUUCCUUGCUAUUGCUUUUGGAAACAUGUGUAUUUUAGUGUUUGUCAUGUAUGAGAAAAACAUUCAAAAGCCGUCGUAUCUGAUCUUCUGCCACUUGGCGCUCAACGACCUCACUUUCGGCACAGCUACCCUUCCUAAGAUCAUCGCCAUGUACUGGUUUGAAGACGACCUCAUCUCUUUUCAUGGCUGUUUUGUCCAGAUGUUUUUUGUGCACUAUUUGGGAGCGGUUCAGUCGUUUAACUUGAUGGUAAUGGCCUUGGAUCGAUUCAUUUCCAUUUGCCUUCCGAUGCGCUACCCUGUCUACAUCACAAAUACGUCUGUGUCUGUGCUGUGUGCGACCGCCUGGUUUAUUCCCCUCCCUAUCAUGAUCACAGUGGUCAUGCAGGCUAGCACACGUCGCACGAUUGGCUGGAACUGUUAUGGAGGCACAGACAGCGGCCGUCACAUUCGUCUUCAGGGCAGGGAGCGGACAGGCAGGUCCCGUGUGCGUCACAGUCCCCCUGGAGGAGAGAGGAGCUGGGACGAACCUCCACCGACCGACUGUGGCCGCUCAGGGGAAGGCUGUAACCGCUGA
This is a messenger RNA of Knipowitschia caucasica, 675 nucleotides long. The record is from the annotation of a GenBank genome assembly. Lineage: Eukaryota; Metazoa; Chordata; Actinopteri; Gobiiformes; Gobiidae.